Gadus chalcogrammus (walleye pollock) is the source of this 3341-nucleotide messenger RNA. RefSeq names its product endothelin converting enzyme 2b (gene ece2b). Gene Ontology annotation, cellular component: plasma membrane. Gene Ontology annotation, biological process: protein processing. The transcript is spliced from 14 exons. NCBI's taxonomy places the organism in Eukaryota, Metazoa, Chordata, Actinopteri, Gadiformes, Gadidae. Bases 305 to 2149 code for a protein of 614 amino acids. Gene Ontology annotation, molecular function: metalloendopeptidase activity. The record is from RefSeq and is a predicted model, not a curated record.
GGAGGAAGGGUGUUGUUUGCUGGGUGGAGCUGAGACUGACCAGUCUGUUGGCAGAUCGCUAUCUUCUUUUCUCCGUCUCCUCUUCACCCCCUGUCUACGCCGACCAUUGAAAUCUCUUUUCUUUCUGCUCAACAAAGACGGUAGGAGACCAUCGCCUGGUGCAUCUCCUCCGCCGUCUCGACUGUUGUGUCGCGGUUUGGCUCGGAGGCUUCGGGAGGACGAGGAGGAGAAGAGGAGGAGGAAACGAUAGGAGGAGAACAGGAGGAGAACAGGGAUGUCUCGGAGGCGAAGCCAGCCGCACUAGAUGUUGUCUCACUGCCCCAGAAUGAGCGUAGCGCUGCAGGAUCUGCGGAACACAAUGUCCAGCUAUAAACGUGCUACCUUUGAGGAAGAGGAGGCUUCAGAUCUUCCUCGGGAUGGAAGCCCAUCGCCUGAAGGUGUCGAGGUGGGCUUCAGGAAGGGCUCCCUGGGGGGUUGGACCCAGCUGGAGGUCUGGCUGGCUGCUCUGCUCCUCGUCUCAGUCCUGCUGCUGCUCCUCACCCUCACACUGGGACUAACACAGAGCCCAGAUGGGAGCAAGGAGCUGUGUCUCUCGGAGGCGUGCGUGAUGCUGGCGGGGCGGAUGGCGGAGGCCAUGGACCGCCAGGCGGACCCCUGUCAGGACUUCUACCAGUACGCCUGCGGGGGCUGGACCCGCAAGAACCCCCUCCCCGACGCCCGGUCCCGCUGGUCCACCUUCAACAGCCUCUGGGAGCAGAACCAGGCACUGCUCAAACACAUCCUGGAGAACGGGACAUUUAACGGGACCAGUGAAGCGGAGAGGAAGACCCAGUCCUACUACCUGUCCUGUCUGAACCAGCCCCGCAUAGACCAGCUUGGGGCUCAGCCUCUCGUAGACCUAAUCACCAAGCUGGGGGGCUGGAGUAUAACAGGUAGGUGGGAGAAGGACAAUUUCAUGGAAGUUCUGAAGCUGCUGUCCGGACCGUACAGAGCCCAGCCCUUCUUCUCCCUGGGAGUCAGCACGGACCCCAAGAACUCCAACAGUAACGUCAUCCAGGUGGAACAGUCUGGUAUUUUCCUCCCAUCCAGAGACUACUACCUUAAUAAGACAGCCAAUGAGAAGGUGUUGGAUGCGUAUCUGGAGUACAUGGUGGAGCUGGGCCUACUGCUGGGAGGGAGCAGGAACUCCACGGAGCAGGAGAUGAGGCAGAUCCUGGAGCUGGAGACGGCUCUGGCUAACAUCACCAUCCCUCAGGACCAGAGGAGAGACGAGGAGAAGCUCUACCACAAGAUCACUAUCGCUGAUCUACAGGUCCUUGCUCCGGCCGUGGACUGGCUGGACCUCCUGUCCUCGUCCCUCUCUCCUCUGGAGCUGAACGACACUGAGCCGGUGGUCAUCUACACCAGAGAGUACCUGGUGGAGAUGUCUCAACUCAUCGCACGCACUGACCGCAGUCUGCUGAAUAACUACAUGAUUUGGACAUUGGUGCAGAAGGGCGUCGCUAGCUUGGACCAGCGGUUUGAGAACGCCCAGGACAAACUGCUGGAGAGUCUGUACGGAACCAAGAAGUCGUGCACGCCGCGGUGGCAGACGUGCAUCGGCAACACCGACGACACCAUGGGCUUCGCCCUGGGGGCGCUGUUUGUCAAGGAGACCUUCGACAGGAACAGCAAAGGAAUCGUACGCCGAGAGUAUGAUAAGGAAGGGAACAUGCGUCCGUGGUGGCAGAACUCCUCCCUGCAGUCCUUCCAGCAGCGCACCGAGUGCAUGGUGGAGCAGUACAGCCGCUACACUGUCAACGGGGAGAAGGUCAACGGGAGGCAGACCCUGGGGGAGAACAUCGCAGACAAUGGAGGACUGAAAGCUGCUUACAAUGCCUACCGGUCGUGGGUUCGACUCAACGGAGAAGAGAAGAGACUUCCGGCUGUUAACCUGACUAAUGACCAGCUGUUCUUCUUGGGGUUUGCUCAGGUGUGGUGCUCGGUGCGGACCCCAGAGAGUGCUCACGAGGGGCUGGUGACGGACACCCACAGUCCUCCCAGGUACAGAGUCAUCGGCACGCUCUCCAACUCCCAGGACUUCGCUCAUCAUUUCCAGUGUCCGGUCGGGUCGCCCAUGAACUCUGGGAGCCGCUGCGAGGUCUGGUAGGACGCCACAGACACUCCUGGCCCCGGGGAGGAGGCCAGGGCAGAAGGAGGAGGAGUGUGUUGCCGACUAAAGGGUGUCAUGUGGACUUGUACUCUCCUAGAAGAGCGACAUGGACUAAGUGUGUUGUUGUGUUCUUUUGUGUUUCUGUGUUGCGUGUCUUCUGUAGGUCAGGCGGUCUGGCCUCUAAGAUAGCUUUUCUUCUCUUGACAUCACAUGUUUUCUCUGUGAAUAUUGACGCUAUGCCCUUCAUAGCGAUACUAUCGUAACAUAAACUGCAUUGUGAAUAUUUGAAGUUAUGUCCUUCUUAGCGAUUACAAUCGUAACAUUAACAGCAUUGUGAAUAUUGAAUGCUAGCACUGCAGCAUUGCAGUUACCUAGCAACAGGAGUACAGAUGCUAGUACUAGUAACCUAGCAACAGUACUAAUGAUGCUAGUACUGGUUAACUAGCAACAGGAGUAAAGAUUCUAGCACCAGUUACCUAGCAACAGGAGUAAAGAUGGCUGAUGCUAAAUAUUGAAUGUCCCAAGUGGUCAGCUAAUUUAUCUGCGAAAAUAAACAUCUGUUUAAAUAGUCAAAGUGUCUGGUAAGUAAGUCUACUUUACUGGUAAUCAUCAACCGGAGGUCCUAUUCUGAACAUCUAGUUGUAUCUGGUUAAAAGGUCCAAGUGUAUGGUAAGUUAAGAAAGUUUCACACAUACAGUCUUCCCUCUAAAGUUUAGGAAGAUAUCCUGCAUGGGUUCAUCAAUAUUCCGGGAAAUCUGCACCGGCAAAUAGCCUGCUCAAGGCCUACUGACAAUUCAGGACCACUGCCUGUACGGCUGAGAUGUGAAUGAAGGCAGUCACAUUGGGAGAGAGGCAGGUGAAAUGUUAUGUCAUUUGACCUAAGACGUGUUCCUAUGAAGAGAGCCAACAAAUGAAAGCACUCCACUGAUGACGAAUUUGAAUCUGCGACUGUUUAUCAUAAUACGUCUUAAGGGUUACAUUGAUGUGUUAACAAUAUAACUAUAUCUUAUUUUGUUUGCAAACAAGUACCUUUUUUCAAGAAUGGCCUGGACAGGGUUACUCAAUAACUGUUGCAUCACCGCCAUCUGCUGGACUGUCCCUUGGCCCAUCUGUUCCGGCAUUUCUAUGUCAUUGUGUAAGGCCGCAAGACAGAAACCCUGACCAGUAUGUAGCUGCAUUUGUGAAUAGU